AAUAGGACGACUCUCUGCAUCCACAGGUUGCCAAGCGACUCUCUCCUCUUCUCUCCUCCUCUCUGAGCAUCUUAUAGCAACCCGGACCUACCUGAGAGUCCAGCUGGUGGAGGUGAACCAUUAGAGGAGUCGUUUGGAUAAAACGCUUUCAACUUGGGCUGCAACAUAGAAGCUGCAAAAAUGGCAAAUCCACAGCCUUGGUUGAUUAGAACCUGCCUGAGCAACAAUUUUAUUGCAUUGCGCAGGACUUUUCUGCCGUAAAAACAUCUGAAAACAUCUGGUUUCUUCCGAGGACUGUGCGAUUUUAUUCGAGACCACCACCAUGCCACCUCGCUGCAGCCGCACCACUGCGACAUAAUGGCAUGUAGGAGCGGCUGCUGCUGCGGCUCCGGUCCGAUAAACGAGGAUAACGCGCGGUUCCUGCUGCUGGCGCUGUUCAUCAUCGUGUAUCUGCUGUGCGGCGCCGCGGUGUUCUCCGCGCUGGAGCAGCCGAAGGAGCGCGAAGCGAAGGAGCGCUGGACGCAGAGGUUCGAGACCUUCAGUCAGAGGUUCAACCUGAGCAAGAAGGACCUGAACAACUUCCUCAGGAGCUACGAGGAGGCGAACGUGGCGGGGAUCCGCGUGGACACCAUCAGACCAAGAUGGGACUUCACGGGCGCGUUUUACUUCGUGGGAACUGUGGUGUCAACCAUUGGAUUUGGGAUGACCACUCCGGCCACCAUUGGAGGAAAAGUCUUUCUGAUGUUCUACGGCCUGCUCGGCUGUGCGGCCACCAUCCUCUUCUUCAACCUAUUUUUGGAGCGUGUCAUCACCGUCAUCGCCGUCGUCCUCAAGUCCUGUCACGAACGGCGCCAUAACAAAGCUGCGCUCCCACAAAACGGCCGGCGAGGAGGCGGAGCUGGGGGAAGCGGAGGAGGAAAAGGAGGAGGAGGAGGAGGAGGAGAUCUGGCUGGCUGGAAGCCUUCGGUGUACUGCGUCAUGCUCAUUCUAGGAGUGGCAGCCAUCUUGGUGUCCUGCUGCGCCUCGCUCAUGUACUCGGCUGCCGAGGGCUGGGGCUACCUGGACUCGCUCUACUUCUGCUUUGUGGCCUUCAGCACCAUCGGUUUCGGAGACAUGGUGAGCAGCCAGCGGGUCGUCUACGAGGGCCACGCCACGGCCGCGUAUCGGCUCGGCAACUUCUUCUUCAUCCUGACCGGCGUCUGCUGCAUCUACUCCCUCUUCAACGUCAUCUCCAUCGUCAUCAAGCAGGUCCUCAACUGGCUGCUGAGGAGACUGGAGGCGCCCUGCCGCUGCUGUUUCCCCAGGAGGGGUCACCACCCGCACCGGCACCCACGACGCAACGUGGUGGCCCCGGGCCACCUGCGCGCCCGCAGGGACCCCUCCAUCGAGACGGACGCCAUCAACGAAAGCGAGACUGACAACGGGCGCAGGAUGUCUGGGGAGAUGAUUUCCAUGAGGGACUUCCUGGCAGCCAACAAGGUGAAUCUGGCUAUUAUGCAGAAGCAGCUUUCGGAGAUGGCCAUCGGGCACCCGCGCCAGUCCAGCUCCAGUUCGCGCCAGAACGGAUUCUCAGGAGGGGUGGGCGCCCUUGGCAUCAUGAACAACCGACUGGCAGAGACAAGCGUGGACAGAUAGGGGAGACUGAACCCUUUCUAAAGGUUACAAAAGGCUGAGAGGUGAUGAGACGAGGAAGGACACUGAGGACUGACUUCCUGAAGACUUGGGUGGUGCACAAGACUGAAUUUAUGACUAAUUCAUCUUUUUCCAUCGAAAAAGCAAGCUGACCCCCAGCAGUUAUCCAUUUCCUGUCAAGAACAUGGCUACAUGAAAGAUGCAUGUAUAGCUGGCUGGAGUCUCACAUCUGGACAAGACUCAGUGCGCCGGAAUGUUUCCCCCCAUGAGGAUUUCAGUUUCCAUGGCGAUAAAAAAAGGCUGCCAAGAGCCCUUGUAUCUAAGCCUUAUAAACAUGAUGCACUACAUACUAUUUCACACCAAACUGCCACUUCCACUCAUCUAUUGUACUUGACAAUACUCACUAUGAUUUCCGCCCACGUCCAUACUGUGUCUGACAUGAAAAUAGCUUUAAUAAAAUGUUUCUUGAUUUCGUGUCAAACAGUCAUCGUCAUGUAGAAAUCCCAAUUCAUGGAUAAUUGAAUGUUUACCUUUAAUGCACAAUUUCACAAUUAGACUAUCAAUGGCACUCUCCUUCAUUCGUGACUCAAUGUGACAAAUGUUUCACAGCCUUAUUAUAUGCCAUUCAGUAGCCUCCGUCUUCGCAGUGCUUUCAUUCAUUAUCACAACAAAUAGAAGACAAAACCCCCGAAAAGAACCUCAUUACAAAACAAACAGACCUAUCUCCGGCUGAAUGGGUUGUGUUCGGAGUCCGAGAUGAAGCCUAUUAUAUGUGAGACUGCUGUUUACUUUGAGGUUUGUUGCACAUUAUCCAAGCUCGGAUGCAGACAUGAGGACAUUUUCACACCCUUAUGUUGUACUACUAUCUCUUUAGGUGGUUGGUAUUGAUGCAAUGAAACGAGUCACUCCAGGGCUUGUUAUUUGAUUUUAGCUCGACAGUGUUAGGUUUUUGUUUUUCCUGUAGUCUGGAUUCAUCGCAAGUGCAAAAAGGACAAAAGACAGAUUGUUCAUAACAUGCCCGCGGAGUGAUUGACUUGGGUGAAACCUGCAAGCAGCCGAGCGGGAGGACCACUCGUGGACACUGUAUUAUGUUUGAUCUAGUGAGAUUGUAUAGGCAUCUUCAUUCUCUUUAUAAAUGCAUCUGAGAGGAAACUACAGGUUGAGAAUCUUCCUCUGACGUCACCAGCUGAGCUUUGGUGGAUUUAAUUAAAAGUGUGUCGGAUUUCCAGAGAGCAAGAGAGACAACCCUACCAAUACCAAUAAAAUGGCAACGUAGCAAACCUGCACAGAAAUAAGGCGCUAUGAUAUUUUUGUACAAGGUCGGCAUGAUUUUUUUUAAGGAUGAUUUCCAAUGGUUGUAAGAACGCUAUAUGUGUGAGUCAUUUGUUGCAAAAUCCUUUUCAGUUCACGGCACAAACUGAGAAGAAGGAGGUGCGAUUCCAGAUGGCACACGCAUUAAUAAAAACAUAUGCAGCGUGAAGAAUGCAUUAGUAUGAAAAGAAAGAAACAAUUUAAUUGAAUAUUUGCUCUACACCCCUCCCUCAAAUGGCAUUUAUUUUUUUUUUGAGGAUGUUACACUCCAGCCAUGCAUGCAGCUUUAGCGCACCCGGUACGACUGUUAUCAGGCCAUUAAAUAGGCGUAAUUGGUCGCUAUAGAAAGGCGAAGUCCCGCCCCUUCCGUUGGACCCCAUGGGACCGUAUUUCACAGUCUUAUACUUCAACACUUUUACAACAGACUGCGACUUUCUUGCCUUUUUAAUAAUUAUCUUUUAAAUUGUCGAACAUCAUAUGUACGAUUCAUGGUGCAUUCAAAUGGAAUAAUAAAAAAAAUUGUCUCUCGCUGUUGACUACCGUUCCCCAUGGUUGCCUUUCUAUAAGCACCAUAGAUGUGGGUCAUUAGGGGCCUACUACACCUUCUACGUUGUAAAACUUAAAGUGAAACUUAAAAGCAACACAUUGUAACACAUACAAUUAAAUGAAACGUUACGU
Sebastes umbrosus (honeycomb rockfish) is the source of this 3621-nucleotide messenger RNA. Its product is annotated as potassium channel subfamily K member 13-like. Gene Ontology annotation, cellular component: membrane. Bases 358 to 1635 code for a protein of 425 amino acids. The transcript has 3 exons. Gene Ontology annotation, biological process: potassium ion transmembrane transport; stabilization of membrane potential. Gene Ontology annotation, molecular function: potassium ion leak channel activity. The record is from RefSeq and is a predicted model, not a curated record. Lineage: Eukaryota; Metazoa; Chordata; Actinopteri; Perciformes; Sebastidae.